Messenger RNA from Apiotrichum porosum, 990 nucleotides. RefSeq lists its product as uncharacterized. Bases 1 to 990 code for a protein of 329 amino acids. The record is from RefSeq and is a predicted model, not a curated record. NCBI's taxonomy places the organism in Eukaryota, Fungi, Basidiomycota, Tremellomycetes, Trichosporonales, Trichosporonaceae. The transcript has 4 exons.
AUGUCGUCCUCUCCCAAGAUCCUCAUUCUCGGAGCCGCUGGCUACAUCGGAGGCACCCUCCUGGUCGACCUUCUCAAGACCCACCCGGCCAACAACAUCACCACCCUCGUCCGCGACGAAGCGAAGCAGGCCCUCCUUACCCCUCUCGGUGUCAAUGCCGUCGUCGGUGCCGUCGAGGAUGUUCCUUUGCUCAUCUCCCUGGUGGAAAACAGCGACGUCGUGAUCAACUUUGCGGUCCCGUUCGGCGGCGGCGAUGCUAGCCUCCACGCUAUUGUGGACACUCUCGAGAAGCGCGCCAAGACCUCGUCCAUUAAGCCGGUCUACAUUCACACUUCGGGAUCGGGAUCUGUUCUCUACGGCUCGGAUGGUGUCACCGGUACGGAUGUCUGGAAGGACACCGACUACGAGCGGUGGGAGGCUCUCCCAGACACUGCCUACUUCCACUCCGGCAGCCGAAUCACCGCCAAGGCUGCUGAGCGUGGCGUGAUCUCUGCUUACAACAUCAUGUCGCCCACCGUUUACGGCCCUGGCACUGGUCCGGGUAACAAGCUCUCACUUCAGAUUCCUGCAUACGUCCGCUAUGCCAAGCGCACUGGCACCGCGGCCUACAUUGGCCAGGGCGAGAACGUUUGGGGCAACGUUCACAUUGCCGACGUUUCUCGCCUGUACGUGGCCAUUCUCGACUAUGCCCUUAGCAACCCCGCUGCCACCACCGCGUCGGCUGGUUCACACGGCUGGUCCAACCUCAUCUACUCUGGUAUCGCCCAGCACACGUGGAAGCCGGUUGUCGAGCUCCUUGGCGACCAGCUGUACGCGCGUGGAGAUAUCCCCAACAAGGGUGCCAAGAGCAUCGCCGAGGGCGAGGGUGACCCGUACAUGUUUGGCGGCAACUCGUUCCUCGCUGUGAGCAGCAAGACGCAGACGUUUGGUUGGACGCCUCGCGAGCCGGCCAUCCUCGAAGCGGUCAAGCUGGCUCUUGCGUCCAAGUAG